This is a messenger RNA of Entelurus aequoreus (snake pipefish), 1738 nucleotides long. RefSeq names its product short chain dehydrogenase/reductase family 42E, member 2 (gene sdr42e2). Gene Ontology annotation, biological process: steroid biosynthetic process. The record is from RefSeq and is a predicted model, not a curated record. Lineage: Eukaryota; Metazoa; Chordata; Actinopteri; Syngnathiformes; Syngnathidae. Gene Ontology annotation, molecular function: 3-beta-hydroxy-Delta5-steroid dehydrogenase (NAD+) activity.
AUCUCCGAUGAACGCGCAAAAAAAUCAGACCCAUCAAAGAGGUUGCGCAUUGUUUGCAUGCAUUACGGCCGUAGGGCUUCCAGGUGCAGGUGCAGGUAUUGUGCAGGUGAGAUGCAAAAGACAACUGCACCAGGAUGUAAGUGGCGGGACGACUGCAGUAACAGCUUGGGUGUCAAUGGAGCUGUGUGGCCCCAACACCAGUGAGGGUGGAGGCUCCUUCUACCAGGUGAAGCAGCUUCCCUGCCAUGCUGUCUCCCAGUGCCGCCUUCAGGCCAGCGGGCCAGCUCCUUCCCCUCACACCCAAUCCUCUACCUCUUGGGUCAACCACGCGUCCUCGUCCCCGCGACACCGGGUACACGUAGCCAUGACGUCCGCCUCCUCCGCAGGGAAGGUGCUGGUGACGGGAGGUGGGGGAUACUUUGGCUUCAGGCUGGGGAGGACACUGGCCAGUCAGGGGAUGUCUGUCAUCCUCCUGGACAUGAGGAAGCCUCCACAUGACAUCCCCGACGGAGCCAUCUUCUAUCAGAAGGACAUCCGGGACUACUCGUCCCUCUUUGACUUGUGUGAUGGAGUGGACUGCAUCUUCCACUCGGCAGCUUACGGCAUGUCCGGCCCAGAACAGCUGAGGAAAAAGCAGGUGGAGUCAGUCAAUGUGGGCGGGACCAAUAAUGUCAUAAAUGUGUGCAAAGAAAGGAGCGUCCCCCGCCUGGUGUACACCAGCACCAUCAACGCAGUCUUUGCAGGAGAGCCGAUCGAGGACGGCGACGAGGCCUCCGUCCCCUCUGUGCCCCCCCACAUGCACAUCGAUCACUACUCCAGGACCAAAGCUAUGGCGGAGCAGAUGGUGCUGUCGGCCAACAGGUGCUCCCUCAAAGGUGGAGGUCUGUUGAGGACGUGCGUCCUGCGGCCUUGCGGCAUUUACGGCCCCGAGGAGCGGAGACACCUGCACAGAGUGAUGGUGAAUCUGGAGCGCCGCUUGUUCAGUUUCAGGCUGGGCGACCCGCGGGCCAGAAUGAACUGGGUUCAUGUUGACAACCUGGUGCUGGCCCACACGCUUGCCGCCGAGGCGCUCACCGUGAAGAAGAGCUGCAUCGCUAGUGGCCAGACUUAUUUCAUCAACGACGGACUUUCUGUCAAUCUCUUUGAGUGGUUGACACCUCUGUUUGAAAAACUGGGCUCCAGCCGGCCGCUGAUCAACUUGCCCGUGUGCGUGGUCUACUCAGCAGCCAUCCUGGUGGAAUAUUUGCACAUAUUCCUUCGACCGGUGGUAGAAGUGCCUCUCCUGUUCACCAGAAGUGAGGUGAGGAACAUAUCCGUAAGCCACACCUUUAAGAUAGACAAGGCCAGACGAGAGCUGGGGUACAGUCCCCGGUCCUACAGCCUGGUAGACUCUGUGGACCAGUACCUCCAAUCCCGAGAAGCUGGCGGGAAGACCCCCCGGCUGCACCGGCCCCCCGUGGUACUGCUGAUGAUGAUGAUGGCUUUCAGUGUUAUGUUGUUCCUCUUGUUCAGCUGCGUCCAGGGCCGGCUCCUGGCGUAAACACUCUUAUGUGGUGGUGGAGGGCCACUACCACAACUAAUACACAGGUGUGGUGGUGGAGGGCCACUACCACAACUAAUACACAGGUGUGGUGGUGGAGGGCCACUACCACAACUAAUACACAGGUGUGGUGGUGGAGGGCCACUACCACAACUAAUACACAGGUGUGGUGGUGGAGGGCCACUACCACAACUAAUA